Messenger RNA from Seriola dumerili (greater amberjack), 3261 nucleotides. It is a transcript of the gene cd44b, whose product is annotated as lymphatic vessel endothelial hyaluronic acid receptor 1-like. Gene Ontology annotation, molecular function: hyaluronic acid binding; cytokine receptor activity. Lineage: Eukaryota; Metazoa; Chordata; Actinopteri; Carangiformes; Carangidae. The record is from RefSeq and is a predicted model, not a curated record. Gene Ontology annotation, cellular component: basolateral plasma membrane; macrophage migration inhibitory factor receptor complex; plasma membrane. The transcript has 10 exons. Gene Ontology annotation, biological process: inflammatory response; cell adhesion; positive regulation of ERK1 and ERK2 cascade. The coding region runs from base 1 to 1491 and encodes 496 amino acids.
AUGGCUGACUUUAGGGACGGCGGCAUCCAUCGGCAGAGAAUAGAAAAGUUGGAGCAAAGUCUGAGUCAGCUCCAGCAGCUACCAGACACUCACAGCAACUCCCUCUACACUCUCUUUCACACACGCAUACACUCACACACAAAUACACACACACACACGCGCGCGCACACACACACACACCACCCGUCACUCCUGGCAGAGGGAAGACAGGACCACAGGAGAACUGUUACACACCUUUACUACCAGAUACUCACCCAGCCAUCGCCAGACGCUUUGCCCAGGAUGUGGAUGCUUCUCUUGGGGGUCACCUUUGGAUUACUGGCCUCCUCCAGGUCAGAUCUUAAAGUGAAUUCUCGGACCUGCAGCUAUGCAGGGGUAUUUCUGGUCGAGGCAGAAAAACGUCACUCCCUGAACUUUUCCAUGGCUGAAAAGGUGUGUGAGGAGCUACAGAGCACAUUGGCAAGUCAAGAACAAGUCCAGGGGGCCUAUGCUAAAGGCAUGGAAACCUGCAGGAACGGCUGGAUCAACAAUGGGAGCGUUGCCAUCCUCAGACACACGCAACAUAUGAACUGUGCAAAUAACACGGUUGGGUUGAUUCUUCUUUCAUCUAAAACGCAUGAAAAAAAUGAUGCCUUCUGCUAUGACGACCUAGCCGGGCCUGAUAAGAACUGUGAUAAAGAAGUAAUAUCAUCAGGACUCUCAACUAAGGAUGCACCAGGAGUGUCCUCACCAUCGCUUCAGGCUCCAACAAUAGCAGAGGGCGAGGUAGAGCCAGAGCCCACUGCAAAACCACAACCCAGCGAUGCUUCUGACAGUGAGGUUGUUGACACCACGGUGGCAACUGUGGAAGAUGAUUCAGGUACCAGUCCGCCCACAGAAAUGAAUGCAGAGAAUCCAGAGGUUACCACACUUGCCAUAGACGAAAUCCCCUUUGGAGGGAACGAGAAAAGCAGCGUGACGUCCACUGUCACAGAGUUCGACCAGCCCAAUGGAUCUGGGAUGAUGCCACCUUCCUCUGAGGAGGACAGAGCCUUUCCAACGGUCCCUGUUGGAGAGCCAGUGGAAACACAACCUCCCACUGAAAAAGAGCCUGUUGAAGAUGGUGUCACAACAGACUCUCCACAACAACCUAACAGCAAAGGAUGGGCCAGUAGUCCUGCUAAGCCUGAUGCUGAUCAACACAACAGCGAUUCAUCCAACUGGCUGGUAAUCCUUGGAGUGAUUGUGGCAAUUGCUGCAAUUCUUGUUGUAUGUGCAGUUGUUGUCAAAAGGAAAAGCUGGUGCGGCAAACGACAGACGCUGAUGAUCACAUCCAUAGACGGCGGCGAGGGGAACGGGGCUGCAGCAUCAGCAUCCAGCUCCCACGCCCAGGAGAGAGAGCAGGAGAUGGUGACCCUCAUGAAUAAGGAGAAGAUCCAGGAGAACGGCAACACAGAGGAGUUCACCGUCAUCACGCUAGAGGAGUCGCCAGAUAAAGAACAGCUGGCAUGAGAGGGGAGCGUAGGGUAUGGGUGAAGGCAGGAGGGGUAGAAUGAGGAAGAUGGCUGAGAGGGUAGAGAGGCUGGGGUAGGGAGCUCCAAACGCUGGGGUUAUAAACUGCUUUGGCGGUCAGGGAUGAAUGGAGGCUGAGUGAGGGUCUAUGUGUGUGUUACUUGGAAAGAUUGUGUUUUCCUGGGUCUGAAGCUGUUGCCUCUCUGUGGGACCAGGUCUUUCAAACCAAUAUGUGCAGCAUUGUCUUUGUCUGGUAUGCGGGGCUAGUUAGAACUGAAUGGUGGUCAAAGAGUGUCAUGCAUGGUGGGGUAUCAUGCAUCUGAGCAUAGCAGGGUAUGUGUGUGUGUGUGUGUGUGUGUGUGUGUGUGUGUGUGUGUAUGUGUGUGUGUGUGUGUGUGUGAGAGUGUGUGCGAGUGUAUGAGUGAGUUUUUUGUGUCAGUUCUUUGUGUCUCUGAGGUUGUACGCUUUGUUGAUGAUGGGGCUGGAGAGGCAUGGGUUUAAAAGGGAGGGGGGUGGUGAGGUUGUAAUUUGUGAAGAACAUAUUGAAUACAGAUUUUUCACUUUUUAAUAGAAUUGGUAAAUCCUAAAAUAUCAGCCUAAAUAGGAAAAUGAUGAAAACUGGUUUAUUUUCUUUAAAAUACAACAUAGAAAAAAUAAUUUUAAACAAACAGCUCCCGUGUUUUCUGUGUGUGUUUUUUUAUUUUUUUUUUAUUUGUUUGCUUAUUGUUGUAACCUUGUGUAUAUCUCAGACCUUGCCUGUGGACUGGAGUUUGGUUUUUUCAUUUUCAAGAGAACUGGGGAUGUCACUUCCUUAAUUUAUGCAGCUUUGAAUCCCUUUUUCUUGGUCUCUGUAUAUAAAGUAUAUGUUUUGGAAACGCCUUAGCAAUAGCUGCCAGUGGAUGUUUUCUUUUCUUUUUUUUCUGGUAGGAAGGGGCGUUGUGUCCCUUUUAAAUAAAGGAAUGUGUCACUUUUGAGAGUUAUUUAAUUGGAAACAGUACCUGGGGUAAAUAAUUGCAAAUGGAUUUUGGAACAGUAAAAACGGAGUGGAUAUUGUAUAAAUCAGCUUAAUGUAUAGUAUCCAAAACUGUGCAAUUCAUGCACCACUGAAGUCAGUUUAUAUGGUAUACAUUUACAAUGAGUUGGGAAUAUGAUGAUAUGAUGCCCCUGAUGGUAUCCUGAGGAUAAAGCAGGAUGAUAAUGAUGAUGUCAUACUAUAUACACAGUGUGUAAAAAAAUAACUGAAUGAAAAAAAGAAAGAAUUGGAUUGUAUCUGUAGCAGAUUGAUCAUUUUUUGUAUGUAAGAUUCGUGAGACAGCAGCUUAACUUUAUAUGCUGAACUAAGUAUCACAUAUGAUAAUGGGGGGCCCAUGUGCUGUAAACACAUACUGUGAAUGAAGCUUGCGUGCUUUCCCAGGCCUUAAUGUGCCCAUCAUGCACACGUGUAAACAAAAUACUGCAGUUUUUUCUUCUGACCUUCUCAUUGAUGAAUUAUAUCAUACAUUGUGUCAAAUCAAUAUUAUUCCCGAUGUGACAGCUAAAUUCUUUUUCAGUUUUUUCCAGUAUAAAGCUGAAUUAUAUACAGCAAUUGUAAACAGAUUUAUUUUGUUUCUGACUUGUUCCGUUGUUUUUCCUGCUUUUGCUCUUAUAUGAUUCAUUUUGACGGGAAGUAGCAAAUGUACUAGUGUAGGCAGGUUUUAUGACAAAUUAACAAAACAUGUUGCUGAAAAGAUUUGUAAAGUCAUGAACGAAAUAAAUGUGUAUAGAAAGAGA